Molecule: messenger RNA, 402 nt
Organism: Aspergillus oryzae RIB40
Lineage: Eukaryota; Fungi; Ascomycota; Eurotiomycetes; Eurotiales; Aspergillaceae
Exons: 2
Coding region: 1-402 (133 amino acids)
Source: RefSeq, a predicted model, not a curated record
AUGGAGGGUAUAGUGACAGGUGACAGACUUGCAUGUGUUGCAUUGCAUGGGUCAUCUCUGCUGCACGAGGCAUCAGUCAGCAAAUACACUGACAUCCCUGGAAUCCUUUUGCAAUAUAUUGAUGAGUUUCCCUUGACCGAUAUCGCUGCACAUGCUCCUAGAGAAGCCUGGCAGUCACUCUGUGAACAAGCCAUCUGCAUCGUUCACCAUAUCAGCGAUCGAGGUAUUCUCAAUGAGGAUGUUAAAACUAGAAGCUUGACCAUCCAAAUCAAUUCCGAGGGAAUGUUCAAGAUGUUUAUGCUUGAUUUUGCGCUGUGCGAUUUCCAUAGGGACUAUAAAAGUGAGGAAGAGUGGUGGGGAUGGAAAGCGACACAAGAUGAAGAGGGGGGAGUGGAUUUGUAA